CGCGCAGAUUGAAGUUGCAUUGGGAUGAUCAUCAAAAGUUCUUUGUCUUGAAUUGGACUUUGGAGUUUGGACCUUAUUUGAGUCCCGAGAUGAGCAUGCUUCCAUGUGUCGUCAUGCGAUAAUGUUUGGCGCUGCGUCGGAACAAUAUGCCCCACCAUCCAUGUCUUCAAUACAGUACAACCAUGAUCAACACUCUUUCAGAACAUGGCUCUCCACCUUCCUCCAGUAUACCUCCUCAAUUUCCGCCUUCCUACCAGCGAAGUCCUAAAGCUUGAAAGGGAGAUAGGAGAACCACUUGUCAGGGAUAUCAGCGAGGCGAAGAUCGUCAUUGGGAAGGUCACCAGGAAGAGUCGCGCGCAACUCGAGUUCAAGUCUAGAGGCGUACAUACCGAGGAGGUUGUGCAUGAGACGGAUGAUUAUAAGGCCCAGAAGCGAAGGAGGAUAGACGAAGGGAAGACGAGAGAAGUCAUCACGGUGGAUUCGAGCACAGAGUCUGAGCCGGAGCUUGACUUGGACCCCAAAGCCAACUCUCCUGGGCAUUCAAUCAAAGUGUUGAAGCUGGACUGGUACUUUGAUUCUGUGAAAGCUGGAGCUUUGCUGCCGACAGAGAAAUACUUGGUCUAUGAAGGGCGCAUUGUUGAGAAACCAAAAGCUGCUCCUCCUGAGCCCAGGAAGUUGCUCCGGACGGAAAGCAUCCUAUCUCGAGCGAGGGCUAGCACCCCGCCGCGUAUUCAAUCUUCCUACAGACAUAACCCACGCAGGUCACAUAGUCCAAAUAUCCGGUCAAAAACUCAACCACGCCUCCUUCACGAAACGACAUCUGAGCAUGAUAUUGCGGAUAACCUCCCUCCUCUGCCCUCUUACCUCAAAUCACCCUACUCCUGCGAAAGACCUACUCCAGCUCAUAGCCCUAAUGAAGCCUUCAUCGCCCAACUGCAAAAGCUCAAGCAUGCGCGGAAACUCGACCGAGACGAUAGAGGUAUUAGCGCGCUGGCGUACUCCAAAGCCAUUGCUGCUAUUGCCGCAUAUCCCUAUACCCUAACAUCGGCGCGAGAGAUUUCCCGCCUCCCCCACUGCGGGCAGAGAUACGUCGAGCUCUACCAGGAAUGGAAAGAGACCGGGCAUAUCAAGGAGGUGGACGAGAUAGAAUCCGAUGCCAGAAUGAAGUCGCUGAAAGAGUUCUACGAGAUAUUCGAUGUGGCGGAGAAAACGGCAAGGCAGUUCUACGCCCGAGGAUGGAGGGAUCUGGAUGAUGUUAUCUCGCACGGCUGGGACAAGCUCUCGCCGAAUCAGCAGAUCGGGGUCAAAUUCUACGAUGACUUCCAGGAAAAGAUACCGCGGGAGGAGGUUGAGAAGAUUGCGGCUGUGAUAUUGAAAUACGCCAAUCGGAUCCGGGAAGGGUUUCACAUGGUUGUUGUGGGCGGUUACAGAAGAGGAAAGGACAUGUCUGGAGAUGUCGAUGUAAUCCUCAGCCACCCGGACGAUGAUGCGACGGACCACGUCGUGGAGGAGAUAGUCUGGAACCUGGCCGAGGAUAAAUGGAUCACGCACCGGCUCACCGUGUCCACGACGAACAGUGAGAGGGGCCAAGAGCCCGUGAGUUGGAAAGGCAGCAUGCCGAAAUCCGCCGGCGGAUUCUGCACCCUAGACAAGGCACUCGUCGUAUGGCAGGACGCGGACCAAGCAAGGAAUCCUGACCCGAAGAAGAAGCAUAACCCUCGUCGGAGGGUGGACAUCAUCCUCAGCCCCUGGAAGACGGCGGGAUGUGCCAUAGUCGGCUGGACUGGCGGGACGAUGUUCGAGCGGGACCUGAGGAAGUACUGCAGGCAUGAGCGCGGGGUCAAGUUUGACAGCACCGGGGUGCGGAGACUAAGUGAUGGGGCCUGGCUGGAUCUGGAGGCGGGUGGUGGGGAUCUCUUAGCUAAAGAGAAGAAGGUCUUUGAGGGGCUGGGCUUGGAGUGGAGAGAUCCGACGGAGAGAUGUACGGGGUGA
Messenger RNA from Amorphotheca resinae ATCC 22711, 1992 nucleotides. RefSeq lists its product as hypothetical. The coding region runs from base 205 to 1992 and encodes 595 amino acids. The transcript has 2 exons. The record is from RefSeq and is a predicted model, not a curated record. Gene Ontology annotation, cellular component: nucleus. Lineage: Eukaryota; Fungi; Ascomycota; Leotiomycetes; Helotiales; Amorphothecaceae. Gene Ontology annotation, molecular function: DNA-directed DNA polymerase activity; DNA binding. Gene Ontology annotation, biological process: double-strand break repair via nonhomologous end joining.